GCUGUUAUAAUUUCAAACUGUCACUAACGAGGCGACCGACUGAUGUUUUGUUCGUCUGCCGUGAAAUACAACCCAUGAUCCUCGGCUGAGCCUCCUCUUCUCACUGUCUUUCUUUAUUUCUCUUCCUCUCCGCUCAGACGUGCCAGACAGGAAGAUGAACUUAGACGAGGAGGAAGCCAAGCGGAUCGCCGAGAUGGGAAAACCGGUGCUGGGGGAACACUCCAAGCUGGAAGUCAUUAUUGAGGAAUCAUAUGAGUUUAAGAGCACAGUGGACAAGCUGAUCAAGAAGACCAACCUGGCACUGGUGGUGGGAACCAACUCCUGGAGGGACCAGUUCAUGGAGGCCAUCACAGUCAGUGCAGCCGGAGAUGAGGACGAAGAGGACACGGGGGAAGAGCGGCUGCCGUCCUGUUUCGACUACGUCAUGCACUUCCUCACCGUCUUCUGGAAGGUGCUGUUCGCCUGCGUCCCCCCCACGGACUACAUGAACGGCUGGGCCUGCUUCUUCAUCUCCAUCAUCAUCAUCGGCCUGCUCACGGCCGUCAUCGGCGACCUGGCGUCUCACUUCGGCUGCACUAUCGGCCUCAAGGACUCGGUCACCGCCGUGGUGUUCGUGGCUCUCGGCACGUCUGUCCCAGACACUUUUGCCAGUAAGGUGUCAGCCGUCCAGGACAGCUACGCGGACGCCGCCAUCGGGAAUGUGACCGGCAGCAACGCCGUCAACGUCUUCCUGGGCAUCGGCAUCGCCUGGUCAGUGGCGGCCAUCUACUGGCACAUGAAGGGAAAGCCGUUCGUGGUGCAGGCCGGCUCCCUGGCCUUCUCCGUCACCCUCUUCACCAUCUUCGCCUUCCUGGCCAUCUCGGUGCUGCUCUACCGGCGCCGGGCCCACAUCGGCGGGGAGCUGGGCGGGCCCCGGGGACACAGACUGGCCACGACAGCCUUCUUUUUCAGCCUCUGGUUACUUUACAUCUUCUUCUCCAGCCUGGAAGCCUACUGUCAUAUAGAGGGCUUCUAG
This is a messenger RNA of Pleuronectes platessa (European plaice), 1015 nucleotides long. RefSeq names its product sodium/calcium exchanger 3. Gene Ontology annotation, biological process: calcium ion import across plasma membrane; sodium ion transmembrane transport. NCBI's taxonomy places the organism in Eukaryota, Metazoa, Chordata, Actinopteri, Pleuronectiformes, Pleuronectidae. Gene Ontology annotation, molecular function: calcium:sodium antiporter activity. The record is from RefSeq and is a predicted model, not a curated record. Gene Ontology annotation, cellular component: postsynapse; sarcolemma; axon. The transcript is spliced from 5 exons. Bases 155 to 1015 code for a protein of 286 amino acids.